AUGUUCCUCGGCCAGCUGACCACUCUCCUGAGCCUGCUCAGUGGGGCCUGGUUGCACACAGGCUCCGGGAGGCCUGGACUCCUGCGGCCCCCACCUCAGCUCUGGGAUGCUACCAAUCAGACCCGGGCCCUGGGCCGAGGGACCCUAGGUUUCCAGGGACAGUCCUCUGCCCUCAGCAGCUGGAAGGCCUUCUUGGGCCUGCAGAAAACUGGGCCGCUGGGGAGAGGUGGCCAGCACCAUGGGCAGGAGAUGGCCCCGACCGUGUCUCUGCCACUGGACCCACAGGAAGUGGCCCAGGAGAUGUGCAAGGCUGUGCCCUACACUCAGGUGCUCUCCCAGCCCGGCUGCUCGUCAGUUCACCUCCGCAAUCACCUCUGCUUUGGCCGCUGCUCCUCCCUCUACAUCCCCAGCUCGCAGCCCACCCCGCUCAUCCUCUGCAACAGCUGUGUGCCCGCUCGCAAGCGCCGGACCCCUGUCCUCCUGUGGUGUCGGGCGAGUCGCCCAGACUCCCGUCGACGGAUGAAGACAUCUACUGUGCUGGUUGAAGGCUGUCAGUGCAGCCCAAAGGCGUGA
Molecule: messenger RNA, 573 nt
Organism: Lutra lutra (Eurasian river otter)
Lineage: Eukaryota; Metazoa; Chordata; Mammalia; Carnivora; Mustelidae
Gene: DAND5
Product: DAN domain BMP antagonist family member 5
Exons: 2
Coding region: 1-573 (190 amino acids)
Biological process (GO): determination of heart left/right asymmetry; signal transduction involved in regulation of gene expression
Molecular function (GO): morphogen activity
Source: RefSeq, a predicted model, not a curated record